AAGAGUGAUAAGCCAUCGGCAAAACCCUGUCUUUGUUUCAGCCCUCUCUCAUGGCGACUCAGCUCUUCUCUCGCUCGCUCCCUAAAACCCUAAUUUUGACGUCUAUGUUCUCUCGUUCCUUUCUCACUGCCAACCGAGCCGCCAUCUCCGCCUCUUCUUGCUCCUCUUCCUCCCUUCUGCGCUAUCUCCGUCCCCUCACUGCUAUAGUCGGCGCUGAUUUCCGCAGCGUCUCUCCGGCGCCGAGCGUGAGGGAGUUUGCUACCCGUGCGACUUCUUCCUCUCUCAACGACCCGAAUCCUAACUGGUCUAAUCGCCCACCCAAGGAGACUAUAUUGCUCGAUGGUUGUGAUUUUGAGCACUGGCUCGUUGUCAUGGAGAAGCCAGAGGGGGAUCCCACCAGGGAUGAGAUUAUUGACAGCUAUAUCAAAACGCUUGCCAUGGUUAUCGGAAGUGAGGAAGAAGCUAGGAUGAAGAUAUACUCUGUUUCAACCAGAUGCUACUUUGCAUUUGGGUGCCUUGUUUCUGAAGAACUUUCUUACAAGAUUAAAGAGCUGCCUAAGGUUCGUUGGGUCCUUCCUGAUUCAUACUUGGAUGUCAAGAAUAAAGAUUAUGGAGGGGAGCCUUUUAUCAACGGACAAGCUGUUCCAUAUGACCCGAAGUACCACGAGGAAUGGAUUAGAAACAAUGCUCGAGCGAAUGAGAGGAAUAAGCGCAACGAUAGACCUCGUAAUUUUGACAGGUCAAGAAACUUUGAGAGGAGGAGGGAAAACAUGCAAAGUAGAGAAUUUCCAAAUGCUUCACCAAAUCAACCUACUGGACCAAACAUGAGUCCGCCAGCUCCAAGCAAUAUGCCUCCCAACAAUUUUAACGCCGGUAUGCCGCCUCAGAACCGUGGAGGAAUGCCCCAAGGCAACUAUGCAGGAGGACCACCACCGCCGCCACCAAACAAUUUCAGCGGUCCGCCGCCACCACCACACAACUUCAGCGGACCGCCGCCACCACCACACAACUAUGCGGGAGGACCACCACCACCACCACCAAACAACUUUGGCGGACCGCCGCCGCCACCACUGAACAACUAUGCUGGACAACCACCACGCAACUAUGCAUCACCACCACCACCACCGCACUCCGGGGCACCACCACCACACAACUAUGGAGGGCCACAGGCAAACAACUAUUGGGGAGGUCCACCGCCAAACAACUACGGUGGACCUUCAAACUCCGGCGGGCCACCUCCACAAAACAGCUAUGGAGGAGGAGGGCAGCCUAAUGCUGGUGGAUGGUCCAGUAAUGUGCAUAACAAGCAACACGAGUAAGUCCUUAACUGGUCAGGGAGUUCAUUAGUUGUUUGGAUUUAUUGGCUCUGCUUGGUUCAAGUCUUAAAUCCUUCUGGUCACUGAGUAUUUGUUCUGGUGCUACGAACGAUAGAGUUUUAGUUUUGGUUUCUGAGUAGGAAUAUGCUAUAAAAAAAACCCAUUAGAAGUUCUAAAUUCGAAGUACUGUUUAAAAGAUGCAUGAAAUUAUGUAAUAUUCAUAAUGUUUCCUUUGUUUAUGAAGUGGGCAAAUGGUAUUUGUCUCUUUUGGCCA
This is a messenger RNA of Cucurbita pepo subsp. pepo (vegetable marrow), 1590 nucleotides long. Its product is annotated as multiple organellar RNA editing factor 8, chloroplastic/mitochondrial. The record is from RefSeq and is a predicted model, not a curated record. Gene Ontology annotation, biological process: cytidine to uridine editing; mitochondrial mRNA modification. Gene Ontology annotation, cellular component: mitochondrion. NCBI's taxonomy places the organism in Eukaryota, Viridiplantae, Streptophyta, Magnoliopsida, Cucurbitales, Cucurbitaceae.